Elgaria multicarinata webbii is the source of this 1604-nucleotide messenger RNA. RefSeq names its product zinc finger protein OZF-like. The transcript is spliced from 4 exons. Gene Ontology annotation, cellular component: nucleus. Gene Ontology annotation, molecular function: sequence-specific DNA binding; DNA-binding transcription factor activity, RNA polymerase II-specific. Bases 116 to 1561 code for a protein of 481 amino acids. The record is from RefSeq and is a predicted model, not a curated record. Gene Ontology annotation, biological process: regulation of transcription by RNA polymerase II. NCBI's taxonomy places the organism in Eukaryota, Metazoa, Chordata, Lepidosauria, Squamata, Anguidae.
GGGCCAUUUGGAUCGCAGGGAUCCCUUUAAGGAGAAGGUAGCCUCCGCAGAGAGGGCGCGGCUCUUGCGGCUGGGAGGAGAACUUCUUUGGGUGAAGUGAUUCCUUCCAACAGAAAUGGAGAACUGGGUCCGAGAGCGUGGCCCAGAAAUUUGCGCACAGGUCGUGGCCUUGGCGGAGGAUUUCCUGCUGAGGCAGAGGGAGACCGGGAGAUGGGAGCAGCAGAUGGUGGCCGCAAAUCUUUCUGAUGCGGAGCAGCCUUCGUCGGACGCUGAGCAGGAGCAGAGCUUUAAGCAGGAGGAAGAUGAGGAGACAGCCUCACUUGCAGGGGAUGGGCAGGUGAGUGAUGAGGAGGAAGAGGAGGAGGAGGAGGAAGAAGACACCCUUCAGCUGGAAGAUUCUGAGCCAGAAGGGGAAUCCUUGAGAGGAGACAGCACCUGGAACAUUUCCCAGUUCCAUGAGAUGGGAGAAACGUCUGGCAGUCACCAGAGCCCAGACAGGAGGGGCGAGGGAAAAUACCCAGAGAAAAGGACAGAUAUCCCCACCCCUCCUUACGACAAAGGCCACUGGGAUAUGAAAGAGCCCAGGAUCCGAGCCAGGAUCUACAACUACGGCGGGCUGAAGAUGUGCAUGGACUGUGGGAAGACCUUCAAGCAGAGCUCCAGCCUGUACAGGCACCGGAGACUCCACACCGGAGAGAAGCCGUACGGCUGUCCCGAGUGCGGCAAGACCUUCAGCCGGAAGUCGCACCUGAUCGCGCACGAGCGGACCCACACGGGGGAGAAGCCCUACGACUGCGCCGAGUGCGGCAAGAGCUUCAGCCGGAAGUCGCACCUCACCACGCACGAGAGGAUUCACACGGGGGAGAAGCCCUACAAAUGCGGGGAGUGCGGGAAGUGUUUCAGCCAGAGUUCGGCCCUGGUGGCGCAUGAGAGGUCCCACACGGGCGAGAAGCCGUUCGCUUGCCCCGAUUGCGGGAAGAACUUCCACCGGCGGUCAGGGCUUUCGGCGCACGAGAGGACUCACACGGGAGAGAAGCCAUAUCGAUGUACAGAGUGCGGGAAGAGUUUCAGCCAGAGCUCGGGCCUUUUGGCCCACGAGAGGACUCAUACGGGAGAGAAACCAUACCGUUGCACCGAGUGCGGGAAAAGUUUCUGUGAGCGCACGGCCCUGGUUAGACAUUUGAGAACCCACACAGGGGAGAAACCGUACAAGUGUGCGGAGUGCGGGAAGAGUUUCAGCCAGAGCUCGGGUCUUUUGGCACAUGAGCGCACCCACACUGGGGAGAAACCGUACAAAUGCACAGAUUGUGGGAAAAGCUUUGGGCACCGCUCCGACCUUCUCCGACAUCAGAGAAUCCUUAAAAGAGGGAAGCCGUACAAAUGCUCAGAGUGCGGGAAAUGUUUUGGCCGGGGCUCGGAUCUCCUUCAGCAUCAGCAGAUCCACACGGGGGAGAAACCGUAUAAAUGCUCCUACUGUGGGAAGUGUUUCAGUUGGCGGUCGAACCUUAUUAAGCAUGAGAGAAUUCACACCAGGGUGAAAACAUAUAAAUGUGCAGUCUGAGCCUGAAAGCUCCCUUCUUCAAAUUUCAGAGAUUCCACGCAGC